Micropterus salmoides (largemouth bass) is the source of this 2762-nucleotide messenger RNA. Its product is annotated as tetratricopeptide repeat protein 39A. Lineage: Eukaryota; Metazoa; Chordata; Actinopteri; Centrarchiformes; Centrarchidae. Gene Ontology annotation, molecular function: protein binding. The transcript has 18 exons. Bases 238 to 1935 code for a protein of 565 amino acids. The record is from RefSeq and is a predicted model, not a curated record.
CCUCUACUGCACUCACUCAAAGUGUUGGAUCUACGCAGAUGGACGCAUGCCUUUAUCCUCGGAGCACUUCACGUGGAUUUAACCAACGGGAAAGUCUUUGUAGCAGCAGCUUGACGCCAAUUUCUUUUCAACUGGCCUCGUUUGACAGCGUGGUUUUAUAGAGUUUAGUGGCGAAGUACAGCUGAGCUCCUAACAGGUGUUGGGGUGGCGGGUCACGCCGCCGCUCGGAGAGAGAACAUGUCCAAUGGGAAAGACGCAAAUGCUGCACAGAACAGAUCCUCACAGAUGACCUUGAAAGAGUGCCUGGAUGAGUGCAUGGAGGCCUUGGAUCUCUUCCUUAACAACCACUUCAAUGAGAGCCUGGACAUGCUGCGGCCAAGAGUGAAAGAGAGUAUGUACCAUGCUCUUAUCUACGCCACAGUGCUAGAAAUGCAGGCCAUGAUGACUUUCCAGCAUGAUGACAUCAGCAAUGCAGGAAAUACCAUGAAGAGUGCCCAGGAGGUCUGCCAGAGGUUUCGACGGAAAUCCCCAGGUUUGACUAAUAAGUCAGGAGGGCAAUCACUCACAGAAGUGCAGCUUCAUGCUGAAGUGUGUUAUGCAGAGUGUCAACUCCAAAGAGCUGCUCUCACCUUCCUACAGGAUGAGAACAUGGUGAGUUUUAUCAAAGGAGGGAUCAAAGUACGAAACAGUUACCUAAUAUACAAAGAACUGCAUUCCUUCAUAAAAUCUCAAAACUGUCUCAAAGGACCCAGCCACGUUCACUUAGAGGGAGGAAUAUCGUUUGGAAUAGGGGCGUUUAAUCUGACACUCUCUCUGUUUCCUCCACGGAUACUCAAAGUGUUGGAGUUUGCAGGCUUCUCUGGAGACAAGGAAUAUGGUCUGUCCCUGCUGCAAGAUGGUGCCACAGGGAUGAAUCUGCGUUCCAUGCUGUGCGCUCUGCUACUGCUCUGUUACUACACCUUUCUCACAUUCAUACUAGGCACAGGUGAGGGAGAGGUGGAUGAAGCUGAAAGGCUGCUGAAACCUUUCCGGCUCCGCUACCCACGGGGAGCAAUAUUCCUCUUCUUUGCAGGCAGGACUGAAGAGAUCAAGGGGAACAUUGAUGAGGCGGUGGCGCUCUUUGAAGAUGGCUGCAAGGCCCAGCAAGCUUGGAAGCAGUUUCACCACAUGUGCUACUGGGAGCUGAUGUGGUGCUUCACCUAUAAGCGAGCAUGGAAGAUGGCGUACUUCUAUGCAGAUCUACUGAGCCAGGAGAGCUGCUGGUCCAAGGCCAUGUACGUUUACAUGAAAGCUGCUUACCUCAGCAUGCUGCCUAAAGACGAGGCCAGGCCUUUUGGGGAGGAUGAGGUAGAGCUCUUUAGAAAAGUACCCACCUUCAAGCAGAAGAUAGCAGGGAAGUCUCCUCCGACUGAGAAGUUUGCUAUCCGUAAAGCCAGACGCUACAAGGCUCCCUGCCCAACCCGGUUACCAGUGCCAGUGCUGGAGAUGAUGUACAUGUGGAACGGUUUCAGUAUGAUCAGCAAACGACCAGAACUGACUGAAGGCAUGAUGCAGACUUUGGUGGAUGCAGAGCGCACCCUGCUAGAAUCUCCUGAAAAUGACUAUUCAGUGGAUGACCGCUGUCUGAUCCACAUGCUGAAGGGUCUCUGUUUGAAGAACCAGGGUCUCCUCCAAGCUGCUGAGGAAUGCUUCAACAAAGUGUUUUCCAGUGAAAAGAAGAUCAGGUUUGACCAUUACCUGGUGCCCAACUCUCUGGUUGAGCUCAGUCUGCUCUACAUAGACCAAGGCAGAAGGGAUGAGGCUAUUAAACUACUGCACAAGGCCAAACAGAACUACAAAGACUACUCGAUGGAGUCUCGUACACAGUUCAGGGUACACGCAGCUCUGGCCAAACUUAAAGCUGACCCUGGUGCUGAGGAGGACACUCAUCUGUAGGAAGCUUCAGGAUUACAAACGCUCCUCACACUGGACUCUCUGUUUCCCUCACAGUUAUGGCUGUUUCAGCUUUGUGCCCAGUUUCUAACCUAUAUCUAUAUUUCAAAAAAUGAAUACUGGGUAUUUUAUCACUGUGUUUGGGUUUACCUUUUCAGGCAUUUUGGUGUCACAUUAUGCAUUAACAUAUCAUUGGACAAAGGUAUAACCUGUUAGAAUAUUUUCAAGAGCCCGUCCUUUCCACAUUGGCUUCCGAGAGCAUAAAUCAGUCAAGUGGAGUUUGACAUUUUGAGCUGAGGGACAGCGUAUAUACAGUAGACACUUUAUGUUAUGAACAACGUUUUUAUUGUUUACAUUGAAAAUUAAAAAAACACUAUAUUUUAAUCAACAAUUGAUUGUAAGCCACUAUGAAUGUCCAAUGUAAAAAUGUUAUGACUUAAUGAAUUGUAUAGUAUUUACUUGAUUUUACUUUGUUGAAGGAACUCCACGAUAGUAACAUAAUCUUAAGUACCUUAAACUGUGCUGUGUUGGAAUGGCGUUUUAAGGUGUUAAUGGUAUUUCAUAUUUCACAUUUCAUACCUAGUUAGUUAUCUGGCCUUAAGAAAUGUGUGACCUACAGUCAGCAGCCAGUAUUUUGUGCACCGAGUCAUGCAUUGCGGAUCACUAAAUUUUCCCACUCUGUAUAGUUGGAUGGUAGGUGCAUUCGAGGAUGGCAUGCCACGGCUGAAGCAGUGAAACAACAGUGUUUAGACAGAUCUGGAUCAGUGCGUUCACUUACCACAAACUUGUAUGCAUUAAUUAUUUCUGCUUAAAUAAAUUUUACAUAUGAA